GUUGGGAGGCGGGGGGGCCGCCGAUUGGCUCGGCGGUGGUGACGUCCGGGGGCUCCCUGGAGGAGGAGGUUUGGAAGCCGGAGCUGCGGGCGGGAGCUGGAGCGGACGGGCCGGGGGAGUCUGCUGGUCCGAGGGGCUCCCCUCCCGACCUACCGCCAUGCUCGACCGGGAGCGCGUCUGGCACUUCUCCUUCGUCGGCUGCGGCUUCCUGAGCUUUUACUACAUCGGGGUCCUCACCUGCUUGAAUGAGCGCGCCCCGCACCUGCUGCUCGGCGCCCGAAAAUUCUGCGGAUCCUCCUCCGGGGCGCUCUGCUGCGCAGUCCACCUCAGCCAGAUACCCCUGGAACUUCUCUGUGAGAUCUUCAUGGAUUUGGUCCGAAGCGCCCGGAGGCGAAACAUCGGGGUGCUCCACCCAUCCUUCAACCCCUACCGGUUCCUCAAAAAGAAAUUGGGCCAACACCUCCCUGCCAACGUCCACCAGCUGGUGUCGGGCAAGCUGUGCGUCUCCCUCACCCGCGUGCCCGACUGGAAGAACGUCCUGGUGUCCCAGUUCCACUCCAAACAAGAUGUCAUCGACCAGCCCCCGCUUCAGGGCAGGGAUAGAACUCAACCCGCCACGUUCCUCUGCCCUCCCCUUCCCCAGGCGCUCCUCUGCUCCACCUUCAUCCCAAUUUACUGCGGCCUGAUUCCUCCUUCCUUCCAAGGCGAGCACUACGUGGACGGGGGCUUGAGCAACAACAUGCCCAUCCUGGACGUGGGGACAACUGUCACGGUCUCCCCAUUCUUUGGGGAAACCGACAUCUGCCCCAAAAUCCAGUCCACAAACUUCUUCUACGUGGACAUUACCCACCUCAACUACCACCUCUCCUUGGGAAAUGUUUACCUCUUCACCAGAACGCUCUUCCCGCCGGAUCAGAAGGAGCUCGGCGAGCUUUGCCACCGCGGGUACCUGGAUACCUUCCGAUUCCUGGAGAUCGCUGGCCUCCUGAAGCCUCCGGCCCCAGACCCGGGCCUUCCGCCCCUCCUCAGCUCGGAACUGCCGGCCGUGGGGCUAGGACUGAAAGGCCGUCCGGAGCCUUCUCUGCAAGAGGUCGACAAUUUACAUGCCCUCCUGUGCCAGACUGUCAUGCCCUGGGAUGAGAGGAUCUUGGGCAUCCUGUCUCCCACCCUGUCCAAAGCCUUGAACACAGCCAUCUGGGAGAGGAGUGGUUUCUGGGUCCAGAUGUCCAGCCUCCUGCCAGUCCGAGUCCUGUCCCUCGUGACCCUCCCCUGUACGCUGCUGGUGGAGUCUGCGUUCAUGGUCCUACAACGGCUGAUUGAGUGGAUUCCUGAUAUUGGCGAUGAUAUCUGCUGGUUGCUGCAGCUGAUCUUUGGCGUUGUCCGCACAGCCAGGUUCCCCCAGUCCCCGCUAACAUAAUCGCCUGGUCGGGCAAUCCCAGAAGCGCCGCUGGAAUCCUGUGGCUGGGGCUCCAAUCUCCACACUCAUCCUUGAUACCAGUCCUGGAAACUGGCCAAACGUGGGCGUGAAUUUCAUCUUCAGACAAUGAAGAAUUACCAGUACUGCACUCUGCACACAGCAGGCACUCCGUACAAUACUCUGUACACAGAAGGCACCCGAUACAGUGCUCUGCAUGAACUAGAUGCCAAUAGAUUCUAUUGAUUGGCUGGUUGGUAUCCAAGCAGGGAAGAGUUUGUUUACCUGUGGCCUGGCAACCCGGAGGCCUGAUUGCCCAAGAAACCGCGCCCCCCUGGGCCUGAGACAGCUGACCCCCGCAGAACGAAUGAGCAGGUCGGACAAUGUGGCCUGAGUUGUUUGGACGCUCUCUGCCCCAGCCCUGCCCGGCCAUCUGUGCUGAGGGUAGCCGGUGCAGUAGCCCAUCUCUGUAAACUCCUUGUGGGAAGGGAAUGUGUCUAUUUGUCGUUAUAGAGAAGCAGUGAGGCUCAGUGGAAAGA
Messenger RNA from Tachyglossus aculeatus (Australian echidna), 1953 nucleotides. RefSeq names its product patatin like phospholipase domain containing 3 (gene PNPLA3). Gene Ontology annotation, biological process: lipid homeostasis; triglyceride catabolic process. The record is from RefSeq and is a predicted model, not a curated record. NCBI's taxonomy places the organism in Eukaryota, Metazoa, Chordata, Mammalia, Monotremata, Tachyglossidae. Gene Ontology annotation, cellular component: lipid droplet; cytoplasm; membrane. The coding region runs from base 158 to 1417 and encodes 419 amino acids. The transcript has 9 exons. Gene Ontology annotation, molecular function: triacylglycerol lipase activity.